Molecule: messenger RNA, 1968 nt
Organism: Penicillium malachiteum
Lineage: Eukaryota; Fungi; Ascomycota; Eurotiomycetes; Eurotiales; Aspergillaceae
Exons: 6
Coding region: 1-1968 (655 amino acids)
Biological process (GO): molybdenum incorporation into molybdenum-molybdopterin complex; Mo-molybdopterin cofactor biosynthetic process
Cellular component (GO): cytosol; cytoplasm
Molecular function (GO): molybdopterin molybdotransferase activity
Source: RefSeq, a predicted model, not a curated record
AUGGAACUCAAUCUCAAGGUCGCUAUAUUAAUCGUUUCCGAUACUGCCUCUAAGGACCCCGCUUCUGACAAGGUCGCGGGGGCUCUGGCGCCCAUCCUCUCCCAAGAAGGGAAGUGGGAACCCCCCCCGCAAUUAAGAUCGUACCGGACAAUGUGUUCCAGAUCCAACAAGCUCGGUGGAACUGGAUUCGCAGUCAAAGAUAACACUCCCGAGGCUGUGUCUCCCCUGAUUCAUCGUCAUGCUCCAGGAUUGGUCCAUGGUAUGAUCGCCGCUUCGUUGAAAGUAACACCAUUUGCUAUGAUGGCUAGACCAGUCGCCGGUGUGCGCGAUAAAUCAUUGAUCAUUACUCUACCUGGAUCCCCAAAAGGAGCAAUGGAGAACCUCGAAGCUGUUGUAAAACUUCUACCUCAUGCAUGCAUGCAGUCUGCUGGAGCGAACUCUCGUAGCUUGCAUGCUGGUGGUGUCAAGAAGUUAGAGAGUGAUGCUGGUAUUUCUACCGGUCAACAUAAUCACCAUCAUCACCACCACCAUCAUCAUGCCCAUGACCAUAGCCAUGGUCAUGUUGUGCCCAAGGCUCACACUGCCCCAUCAGACCGACCUCAAUCCAAUGACCCUUCCGCUGGCCCUAACCGGCGCUAUCGUUCCUCGCCUUACCCAAUGCUCUCUGUGGAGGAAGCCCUUCGCACUAUCAGCGAGCACACCCCUGCUCCAACGGUCGUCGAAGCCGCAGUGAACACAUCAGUUGUGGGAUCUGUAGUUGCUGAAGACGUCUAUGCCACCGAGAUGGUACCUGCCUACCGGGCCAGUAUCGUUGAUGGAUAUGCCAUUAUUGCACCAAAUCCCAACGAAUCUGGUGUCACCACGAACGGUAUUUUCCCAGUAGCAUCAAUCGCUCAUGCCAACAUCGGUGGAGUUUUAGAGCCCCUCCAACCGGGCACAAUUGCCAGAAUUACCACCGGUGCCCCCUUGCCUCCGAAUGCCAACGCCGUAGUUAUGGUCGAAGACACCGUCCUUGCCUCAUCAACCCCCGACGGCACCGAAGAAGCCACCGUCGAGAUCCUCGCUGACGAUAUCCAGCCUGGUGAGAACGUUCGCGAGCCCGGUAGCGACGUCCCCCUCGGAUCCAAGAUCCUAGCCCGUGGAGACCUGAUCUCCCCAGCUGCUGGUGAAAUCGGUUUACUAGCAGCUACAGGUACCCGGACCGUGAAGGUAUUCAAGAAGCCUCGUGUUGGUGUCUUGAGCACAGGUGACGAGCUCGUGGAGCAUGACGAUCCCCGCAAGCUUGUUGGCGGUCAAAUUCGCGACUCAAACCGACCCUCUCUACUCUCAUGUCUCAAAUCCUGGGGCUUUGAGACCGUCGAUCUAGGAAUUGCUCGUGACACACCUUCCAGUGAACUAGAGCAAGCCCUCCGCGACUCUCUCCGCGGUGUCGGACGCGCCUCAUCAAGCGUGGAUGUAAUCGUUACCACAGGUGGCGUCUCAAUGGGCGAGCUGGAUCUCCUCAAACCAACCAUUGAACGCUCACUCGGCGGUACCAUUCAUUUCGGUCGUGUUUCUAUGAAACCUGCCUCAGCACUCGUCACACUUAACCUCUUCGUCUUGCCUUCUCUACAUAAACUUGCCGGCCUGGGAGAGAGCUCUCAAGCAAUUGCCACAAAGCCUUGGAUGGCGCCGCAACUUGGCCUACCCCAGGUGGCGGUUGUCUUGACGCAUCAUUUUCCUCUUGAUCCUAAGCGCACCGAGUACCACCGUGCUGUUGUGACAGGCUCGCGCUCUGAUGGCCGUCUGUAUGCUACCAGCACGGGGAUCGAGGGCGUUGGACAGCGUAGUUCGCGAGUUGGCAGCAUUGCCCGUGCGAAUGCACUUGUUGUCUUACGUCCUGGACGCGGUGUUGGGAUCAAGGGUGAGAUUGUGGAGGCAUUGAUGAUGGGUCCUGUUUAUGGAUCUGAUACCCGACUUAUCUGUUAA